Messenger RNA from Homo sapiens (human), 2114 nucleotides. RefSeq names its product coiled-coil domain containing 43 (gene CCDC43). NCBI's taxonomy places the organism in Eukaryota, Metazoa, Chordata, Mammalia, Primates, Hominidae. Bases 24 to 698 code for a protein of 224 amino acids. The transcript is spliced from 5 exons. The record is from RefSeq and is marked validated.
GCUUGCAGGACCCUGACCCCAAGAUGGCGGCGCCCAGCGAAGUGGCCGCGAUAGCCCCUGGCGAAGGCGAUGGCGGAGGCGGCGGCUUUGGCUCCUGGCUGGACGGACGGUUGGAGGCACUGGGAGUGGACCGAGCCGUUUAUGGAGCCUACAUCUUGGGUAUCCUGCAGGAGGAGGAGGAAGAAGAGAAGCUGGACGCUCUGCAGGGGAUCCUCUCUGCUUUCCUGGAAGAAGAUUCCCUCCUUAAUAUCUGCAAGGAGAUUGUGGAACGAUGGUCAGAAACUCAGAAUGUUGUCACCAAAGUGAAAAAAGAAGAUGAAGUACAGGCCAUUGCCACCCUAAUUGAGAAGCAGGCACAAAUCGUAGUAAAGCCAAGGAUGGUGUCAGAAGAGGAGAAGCAGAGAAAAGCUGCCCUCCUGGCCCAGUAUGCUGAUGUGACAGAUGAAGAGGAUGAAGCAGAUGAGAAGGAUGAUUCAGGUGCUACCACAAUGAACAUUGGUUCUGACAAACUUCUGUUCCGAAACACCAAUGUGGAAGAUGUCCUUAAUGCCCGAAAACUGGAGCGAGACUCACUUCGGGAUGAAUCCCAAAGGAAGAAGGAACAGGACAAGCUGCAGAGGGAGAGAGACAAACUAGCCAAGCAGGAGCGCAAGGAAAAGGAAAAAAAAAGGACACAGAGAGGGGAGCGAAAGCGAUAACCUUGGCCUACUCUAUUCUUUCCCCCCAUGAACUUAUCAAAGGGAGAACUGGUUGUGUAUUUAAGAGAAAUGAGAGUGCAUUGCAAAGUAGUUUCCCAAGGCAUUUCCCCUAUUGUUUACAUGGUCAAAAGGAAAAUCAAAAUCACUUCUAAUUACAAAAUGUGCUGUUUUGGUGGGGUGGGCAAUCAGAUUAUUAUAGUUGAUGACUGUACCAAAGAUCUGGAAUGGGGGCCACCUUUAUAUUUUAAUACUCAAGUCCUGUGCUCCUUUUGGCCACUUUAAAAAGUCUUCCCUCACCUUGGAUAAAUAGGAUUCAGAAAGCUAACAGUUUUCAUUCUGAAGGAGCAGAAACAUAAUCAAUCCCUCCCUGAGAUAAAAUGUGGGCAUGCACAUUGCUUUGGAGUCAGUAUUCAGCUGUAAGUGUAGUAUUGUUUUAUGGCUGAAAUAGAAAGCUAAUGAAGAGGCCUACCUGGAUCCAGAUUUUAUGUUAACAUGGCAGCAAAACUAGGAAAAUGGGAAGAAAUUACUUGCGGGGUGUUCUAGAUCUGAUUUUUUUUUUUUUUUUGAAAGUUUCAGCCUGUGGGAGGAAAAGAGGUAUCUUUUAAAAUAGAGAUAGUUACAUAUUUUCCUCAUCUAGGCUGUGUCACUAUUGGGUGCAAGGAUAUCAUUGUUGGCUAGAUUCAUUUUGUAUAAUCAUGUAUCCUCUUGUGUGCUGGUAGAGAUUUUAAUCCUGAUUUUUCCAUAAAACAUGAGUAUUAAGAAAUAAUUCCUGGUUUGGAGAAACUGGAGAAAUCACCCUUUUAAGGAAGAAACACUGGAAAUUUCUGCUAACACCAAGAUAUUUAAGAGUGUACAUAGUAGGUGCUCAACAAAUUUAUUGAAUGAAUGAGUGAAUGGAAAAACUGGGAGAGUCAAAAGUGAGCAGAAGCUCUCCAUUUCUACUUCUGUCACAAACCACAUUAAAUUGUAAAUAAGGCCCUUCUCCACUUGACUUCAGGCAGCAGAUUGUCUAGAAGCCUAAGGACAGCAAUUUCUCUGACAAGACAAAGUAGAUAUUUUAUACCAGGGGUUGGCAAACUACUGCCCACGGGCCGAAUUUGGCCCAGUCUGUUUUUGUAUGGUGCAAACUAAAAAUGAUUUUUACAUUUUUAAAGAGUUAUAAAAGAAAAAAAUAUGUGGUCUGUGAAAUCUAAAAUAUUUACUACCUGGCCUGUUGGAGGAAAGGUUUGCCAAUCUCUGUUUUAUACCAUUAACUAUGAGAUUAACAAAAACUUUUACCUUUGUGCAGAAGGUUAAAAAAAAAAAAACAUGGUUAAGGAAAAGGAGACAUGUUACCUCUUCAUACACUCCUAUAACUGUGGCAUUGCAAAAAAUAAAAAUAACCACCUUUAAAAAAAUAAAUCUUAUUUAAAUUGC